AUGCCGAACAGCGCCGCUACCGCAACCUCCGCGGAGGAGUACCUGUCCUGCUGGCGCAGAACGCUCGAGCAACGCCUUCGCACGGCGGUCGGCAAGGCGCUGGCCGAGCAGCCAAAGGACCCGUGCGCUGCCGUCGCGCUCGAAUUGUUGCGUGGGACCAGCCUCGAGGAGAGAGCGGCCGCUCUCUCCGCCGCGCAAGCAGAGCAGGAGGACGGUCCUCAGGACGACUUUGCAGGAGAUGCUCAAGUGGGCUGCACCGCCUCCAAGAACAACGAGACGGAGCUGCGCAAGCUCAGGGACGAGAACAAGCUGCUCAAGGAGGAGAUCCAGUCGCUCAAUAACCAGUCGCUCAAGGAGAAAAACCAGUCGCUUAAGCAGGACGAGAAGCCGUCGCUCAAGGACCAGCUCAGCAACGAGUGGGGCGUCGCCGGCUGGGUGGACUCCCUCGCCCUCGCCAAGGUGGUGGCCGAGGCGCUAAAAGAGCCGCCCGGAACCACAGACCCGUUCAAGUACGUGCUCAGCCUCUCGCUCGCCGACCUCCAGGAGAAGCUCGAGGCGGUGAAGCUGAGUGAGGCGAUCGCCGAGACCCUCUGGUCCGCCAUUGAGAAGCUGCGCGACCAACGCGCAGCGACUGGGGCGGCGCUGAACGCCAAGUUCGCCGCGGAGGGCGACACGUUCGAGAUGGGCUUCGGCGGCGUCGAGCAGUUCUACGGAGGCGUGCUGCACGCCAGCCUCGAGAAGAUCAUCGGGCCGCCGCUUAUGGUGGAGGGCUCGCUCCUCAAGGCCAUGGAGACGGAGCACUGCACACUGAAGGAUGCGGACGAGCCGUUCGACACCUCAAACGGCAUCGAGGGCGCGACCUCCAAGCUCGAGUGGGAGUUCGUCGUCGCGCCCGUGAUCGAGGACCAGGACAGCCCCUACGCAGAGCGCGGCGGCGACUUCCGCACGGCUCACCGCGAGUGGUGCCGCAAGCCGGAGCCGCUCUUGGUCUACGAGAAGAAGAUGGCGGACGAGAUGAACCCGAGGCUCGUUGAGGCGGGGCAGGCGCCGCUCAUCAAGGAGGAGCUCGUCGCCGGCCGGCUUUACACGGGGCCGAUGUACGAGAAGUACAACGCCGUCCUUCGCUUCAACUCAGCGCGCGAUCGCGACGGCGCUGUGCUGCUGGAGUACGCCUCGAUGGAGGAGGUGCCCUUUCUGCAGAAGAAGUGCGGCUGGCUUCACCUCGGCGAGUGGGCUGCGACGGCGGCGGGCAAAGGCGAGCCGGCCGCGGUGCGCUGGACGUGGCACAACCAGUACUCGACCACCAUCCACGCGAUCAACUCAAUCAUCGUCAAGCUGUCGCCGCUGACCAGGAUCACGCCGCUCUACCGCGGCUGGGCGGGCGCCACGCUCCCGGAAGCCUUCUUCAAGCCGGACGCGUUCGGCUUCCGCGGCGGCGUCGAGUACGGCUUCUCGUCGACCACCACCGACCGCGCGCAGGCGGUGCACUACGCGGAGGGCAAGGCGUCGACGGUGCUCGAGCUCGUGAUGGGCAUGAUCGACCGCGGCGCCGACGUCUCGUGGCUCUCGCAGUACCCGCACGAGAAGGAGACGCUGCUGCCGCCGCUCAUGGGCCUGCAGGGCAGCACGCUCGUCGUCCAGUGCAGCUUCUCCAUCAACAUGGCCUCGCUCACGCUCGAGCAGGUGGCGGGCAAGCGUAAGAAGCUGCUCACCGACAUGGGCGCGCAGAUGGCGGCCGAGGUGCGCCGCGGGGUGGCGGGGGGGGCAGCAGAGGAGGCGGCGCAACUAGUGCGCGCCCACCUCGGCCUCGAGCGAUGCGCGGACGCCGGAGGCGCGGCGGACAAGCGGCUCGAGGCGCCGCUCGGUGACGAGGCUGAGGCGUACAACUCUGACCCGCGCUUCCAAGCGGCGGUGGGCGACGCGCUCAAGGUGAAGCGCGCGGCGGUGCUCGCGGCGACGAUGCAGCACGGCGGCGGCGGCGGGCUUGCCGCGGCGAUGGAUACGGUAUUGCCGCUGCAGGCCAGCAGCGUCGAUUUGACGGGGUUCCCCCUUGGAACCACCGGCUGGAUCACGGCGAGCGAGGUUGAGGGCGAGUCCAAGGAGGUCGGGGCUAAGGUGGUCUACCAGGGGCGCGAGAUGGUCGUGGGCGUGACCCGCGACUCCGAGGACGGGUGGGAUUCCGAGGACGAGGAGGACGACGGCAACCUGAAGCUGGUCGAUGACGAGAUGGUGGGCACGGUGGUCGCGUGGAUGAAGUCGGAGCCGUCGGCGCUGACGUCGCUGAAGCUUGACUGGGGCAAGGCGUGCGGCCGCGUGCGGGAGGCGGUGCUAGGCGUGGUGCGGACGACGCGCUCGCUCGUUGCGCUGAGCGUGGGCGAGGAUGGGGCGAUGCCGCUCAACCCGCUGCAGCUCAACGGGCGCGAGGCAGUGACGUCGCUCGACUUGUCGAGCAAGAAACUCGGACCCGGUUCGGCUGCCGUCGUUGCGGCGGGUCUCUCGGUCAAUGGGGUUCUGACCAAUUUGAACCUCUACGGGAACGAGAUUGGCGACGAGGGCGCCACUGCGAUCGCCGAGGCGCUGCGCGGCAAUGAGGUGCUGACCACCCUUGUGCUAUGCUAUAACGACAUCGGCCCCACCGGCGCCACCGCGAUCGCCGAGGCUCUGCAGGGCAACGCGGUGAUGACCAACCUUGUACUCAUGGGCAACCACAUCGGCGACGAGGGCGCCGCUGCGCUGGCCUCCGCUCUUCGUGUCAACGGGGUAUUGACCUCCUUGGACGUGAGCUACAACUUCUUGACCCAGGAGGCGGCCCUCGGCAUCGUGCGCGUCGAGCGGCAGCGCAACAAACUCACCUCGCUGGGCUUGAGUCGCUGCAGCAUCGGCCUAACUGGCGCCGCAGAGAUCGCCGAGUACGUGUCGGGCAGCGGGGUGCUGAAAAACAUCGACCUCCGCUUAAACAGUUUGGGCGCCGAGGGGAAGGGAGUGAUUCGAGAUGCGGUGAGCGGGCGGGAAGGGUUCAGGCUCAAGAUGGAUUAG
Messenger RNA from Emiliania huxleyi CCMP1516, 3036 nucleotides. RefSeq lists its product as hypothetical. Gene Ontology annotation, cellular component: cytosol; nucleus; perinuclear region of cytoplasm. The transcript is spliced from 5 exons. Gene Ontology annotation, molecular function: small GTPase binding; GTPase activator activity. Gene Ontology annotation, biological process: activation of GTPase activity; nucleocytoplasmic transport. NCBI's taxonomy places the organism in Eukaryota, Haptophyta, Isochrysidales, Noelaerhabdaceae. The coding region runs from base 1 to 3036 and encodes 1011 amino acids. The record is from RefSeq and is a predicted model, not a curated record.